This is a messenger RNA of Hibiscus syriacus, 1283 nucleotides long. Its product is annotated as chloride channel protein CLC-e-like. Gene Ontology annotation, molecular function: voltage-gated chloride channel activity. Gene Ontology annotation, biological process: transmembrane transport; chloride transport. Gene Ontology annotation, cellular component: chloroplast thylakoid membrane. The transcript has 5 exons. The record is from RefSeq and is a predicted model, not a curated record. NCBI's taxonomy places the organism in Eukaryota, Viridiplantae, Streptophyta, Magnoliopsida, Malvales, Malvaceae. The coding region runs from base 1 to 1098 and encodes 365 amino acids.
AUGGUUCAAAAGUUCGCUCGCCGGUUGCCGCCUUUCACCCUUGGAGUGCGCUUGAUUCACAGAAUCCUUCUCUUCGUUGCGGAUUUGGAUAAGCAACAAUCAUGGCUUAGCCCUGCGCGCUUCGCUUGUUUCCCUCCUCACCUCCACACCUUUCCCGUCUUCUCUUCUCCUCCCAUCUCCACCUCUGUAAAACUCCGCCGCCGUCUUUUCCUUUCAACAACAACCGUUUCUCCUUUCACCAUUCAAGAUCAACGCCCCACUUUCAUCCCCGAUGCCGUACCCGACUCCUCAGACAACCAAACCUCUUCUGAUUCUGUUGCUGUCGAUGAUAAUUUCAACGAUUCGGGGGUCAUCCUAUCGGCUUGCUUGGUCGGUAUCUUUACGGGAAUCGCCGUCGUUUUGUUCAACAACGGCGUACAUGAGAUUCGCAACUUUUUUUGGGAUAGAAUUCCUUCUAGAGGUGCUUCCUGGUUGCGAGAGGAGCCUCUCGACCCCGUUUGGGUGCGUGUCAUUUCUGCGCCUGCUUGCAUCGGUUUAAUCGUCAGCGUCUUGAACGCCGCUAGGAACGCCGUAUCGGAAGCUAGUUUUAGCGCCAAAGGAGCGUUGGGUUCGGUUUUGAAAGUUUUAGCGGCCUGUUUCACUCUGGGGACUGGUAAUUCCUUAGGACCCGAAGGUCCAAGCGUCGAGAUUGGUUCCUCCAUUGCUAAAGAAAUCCAUUCUAGUUUGGAUAAAAAUCCUCAAACCAAGCUCUCCCUCUUAGCUGCCGGCUCAGCUGCUGGAAUCUCAUCCGGUUUCAAUGCGGCCGUCGCGGGUUUCUUUUUCUCCGUCGAGUCGGUUUUAUGGCCAUCAUCGCCGGCGGAUUCAUCAGUGCUUUUGGUAUCUGAAAUAUGUUCAUUGGAUAGUGCAAAAUGUAAAGUGCCAUGGACAGCUACACCUACUAUGGAUAUUCUAUCUGCUGAAAUGAUAAUGAAUAAACAUGGUCUGAAUCAAGUUCCAGUUAUGUCAUGUAAAAGACGGUCGGGGACAGCCAAUUGGCCUUCUGGACAGAGAAUGUAUCAAUCUAACUUGCAGAGCCGUAGCUACAAGAGAGUCGCUUGAUUUUGACACAGUAAAGUCAAUCGUGAAAUGAGGAUGAAGCCUGGCCCUCGUACAUGAUAUAGAGUGGUUGACAUGACAAAUUUUGUUGCACUUUGAUUUCAAUCUUUGGUGAUCAUCAAUUCAGCCAUGGAAAAGGGGAUUGGCUCUGCAUGGUCAGUAUCCUUAACUAGGGGUGAAUAUUCGAU